Molecule: messenger RNA, 288 nt
Organism: Cannabis sativa
Lineage: Eukaryota; Viridiplantae; Streptophyta; Magnoliopsida; Rosales; Cannabaceae
Product: CLAVATA3/ESR (CLE)-related protein 16
Exons: 1
Coding region: 1-288 (95 amino acids)
Biological process (GO): system development
Source: RefSeq, a predicted model, not a curated record
AUGAUUGGGGUCAUGAAGAGCAAAAACCAGAUGAUGAGAAGGAAAAGAGAGUGGGCUUGCUUAUUAGUAUUACUAUCUCUCCUUCUUCUUGUUUUACUACAGUUGGAGAGCAGUGCAUGUUUUGCAGAGGGGCAUAAUGGGAAAUCUGAAAGAUUCAGAAGUACAGUGUCCAGUUCUCAUCAUAAUCACAGGUCUCGAAAUGCAAGAGAAGAUUAUAACAAAGAUGAAGUUUUUGGUGUUGAGAAGAGAAAAGUGUACACUGGUCCAAAUCCUCUCCAUAAUAGAUGA